Molecule: messenger RNA, 871 nt
Organism: Symbiodinium necroappetens
Lineage: Eukaryota; Dinophyceae; Suessiales; Symbiodiniaceae
Source: the annotation of a GenBank genome assembly
GUUUAUUCAAAGAUCUUUGGCUGAGAAGGCCAGUGCCGACAUAAAGCGUCAGCUUGGCUCGGCAGGUGGCAAGCGAGCCGACCAAGGUCCAGCGCCAUAUGCAGAGGCUUUGACAUCGGUGUUCGUUGCCAUCGCAGACAUCGUCCAGGAGCAUCAGCAGGCCGUCGAACAGGAGUUUGGACCGGAGAACUUCAUCGUGGUCGUCCGUGGUCUGCUGGAUGAGGCUGACAUCCAGGGAAUAAAAGUGAUUGACAAGUUCGCCAAGGACAACGCCAAGGUCUUCUCUCAGCAGUUUGCCAACUCGGAGAUGCGGGACGUGGGUGCAGUGUUGGAGGAGACGGCGAUGAUCACUCAACGAGUUCAGCAGUUCAAUGCUUACAUUCACUCGGUGGCGCACAGUGUGGUGGACAUGAUCGACGACAAAGCAAGUUUUGCAAACAACCUGCCUGUCGGACACUGUCCCGAUGAUGGGCUUCCGGAUACGAAGCUCUUGCACAGGGUACAGGAGCUUGUGUCUUCGUACGUCCUGGUCGAACAAUACUUCCUUCUUCAGUCUGUGGAGAAGGCCGUUACUGAAACUGAUUGUUUGGAUCCAGAUGAUCCAGAUGUUCUCACCACCACUCUCAUCGAUGAAGCCUUCUACAUUAUGCAGGAAUCAAUGAUGAGGUCUGUCACAACUUGUGACAUCAACGCGGUCUGUGCUGUGGUCAACAACGUCAAUGCAGCUAUUGUUGGUGAGCUGCGCCAGGCCUGUCCAGAGUUGCUCAGAGGCGUUCCACCAACAAGUUACCGUCGCGCAGAUUGCGUUGAUGUUCAAAACAUUGCAAAUCACUCAAAAAGUUGGUUUUCCUUGGGAACUGAAAAUCUGUAG